Messenger RNA from Phytophthora nicotianae INRA-310, 1782 nucleotides. RefSeq lists its product as hypothetical. The transcript has a single exon. The record is from RefSeq and is a predicted model, not a curated record. NCBI's taxonomy places the organism in Eukaryota, Oomycota, Peronosporomycetes, Peronosporales, Peronosporaceae. The coding region runs from base 1 to 1782 and encodes 593 amino acids.
AUGGACGGCAGCAACCAGCAGCGCCAUCGCCGCUUCCCUCGGCCGCGUUUGGGGUCACGGGCGCGGAGCAGGGCAAAUACGGCCAGCAACAUGGUAGAGUUGGAGACGCUCUCGGCCUUCUCGGCCUUGGAGCGGCGGGCCGUCAGUCUCUCGCAGGACGAGGCCCAGGUAUGCGUUCGUCUCGCCGAGCUUAUGCUAGCCGACACACUCAAGGCCUAUGAGGGCCGCUCGGUUAUUGGUCGUGGCCAGCCCCAGGUGGAUCUGCAGCAGUGGAAACUCAUCAAGAAGAAAGACCAGCUCUGCGUGUACAAACAGAAGAAAGAAGCAGCCAAGCUCAUAGCCGCAGGCCAACAGCAACUUGGGCAGUGCACUGCCAGCGAGACGGAUCUACCGCUGCUCAUGGUCACCGGCUCCGUGGCCGGCCACGUCAACGACGCCAUGUACGGCCUGGUCAGCGCCACGACACGCGCCAUGAAGAUGAACAGUGCCUACGCUGAAGACGUCCUGGAGGACGCAGAGGUGUUGGCCACGAUCGAGGGGCCGAGUAUCGAGGAACCUUUCCGAUUCCUUGGCCUCAAGUGGGCCGUCCGCCGUGACGCCAUGGCCAAGCGACGAGACCUGUUGUACUUGGAGGCCACGGGUAUUACCAAGCUGGCCAACGGAGACCGAGUGGGGUACCGUGUCAUGCACUCAGUGAGCAUCAAGGCGCUGGCCUUGCUGGCCACCACGAGCAUUUCUUCGUCUGUAAUCCGUGCUCGUACUUCGAUCGUACAGUUAUUCCACCAGCAGCCAUCAUCUGAGGGCUCUACCGGUCUCACAGGUACGCUGAACGUGUUCACAAGAGGAUACUACGAUCCCCAGGGCGGCAUGAUGCAGUUUAUGGCCGUCAACGCUGGUGCUGAGCUUUUAUUGCACAUGACCUUCUCCGUUGUCGACUGUGCGCACCUCAAGAAGAUCGCCUUCGCGGCGCAACAGGCCGGCCGCCGGCGAAGAGCGAGUCAGCUGAACAAAACCGCCUAUGGUGAUGGAGGCAUGCUCGGCAUCGAGGAGUUAUGCGAUGAAGACACUGACGCCAUCUUGAGCGAUGGAGCGUGGUCAACCAACUGCUCGCUGUGUGAUCGUCGCGUGGGCCAUCUACUCAACAGAAGCGGAGUGCCUUGCACUAUUUGCGCCAAGAUGGUGUGUUCCCGCUGCAGUGUCGUCAAGAAGUUGCGCUUUUUGCGAAGUGAGGACAGUAAUUUACCCUUGAACCAUGGCGUGAAUCUUGGAGGAAGUAUGGGCGUGCAUGACUUUGAACGGCCCGAGGCGUCCCGAGCGUCCACGGAACGCAGCCGUAGCCGCAGCAGCAGCGGCAGCGGCGCCAACAACAUGAACGACAUUUGCCAGAAGGCACUCAAGUUCUGUUUGCCCUGCGUGUUGCGAGCCAACCAGCGCAACGCCUCGCAGAUCGUGGUGGAGGAGAUUCUAGAGCAGACAAGCUUCGGCCUGGUCACUCCUCGCAGCACAAUUGACCGGCCAAGCAACCGCUCACGCCCGUCGUCGAUGCGCCGGCGGUCGACUCAGACUGGACGUCCGUACAACUUCCGCUCGUCGCAGGCUUCGAACGGCUCACAGCAGUUCUCGCAUUACGCGGCAUCUCCUUAUUACCAGCCGCGUCAGAAGGCCUACAGCAGUGCGGCGUACGUCCAAUCUGCUCUGCAUCGAUCAUCCUCAGCUACCCCUCGCGUCAUGUUAUACGUUGAAGACCCGGCGACAAGCUCGUCCGGAUACAGUGCCGCCUAA